AUGUCCAAUAUCAGAGUACAUUAUUUGAAUAAAUCAAGAUCGUUUAGAGUUAUAUGGUUACUGGAACAUCUGAAUGUGGAAUACGAAGUCAUUCCAUAUGUUAGGGAAAAUAACCGUGCUCCUGAAAUGUUGAAGAAAAUACAUCCUUUAGGACGUUCGCCAAUCCUCGAAGUUAAAGAUGGAAAAAGUGGUAAAACAAAAAUUAUUACUGAAUCUGGUUAUAUAUUCCAAUACAUUUUGGAGAAAUAUGAUAAUGAGAGGAUCUUAAGUUUGAAGGCUCCUGAUCAAGCAGAACAAGUUCAAUACUACUUACACUACGUAGAAGGAUCAUUACAACCACCUUUACUGAUGGAAUACAUAUACUCUCUAGCAGGUCAAUCCCCAGGUCCAUUUCCCCUUUCGUACUUAGUGCGUGGUGUACUCGAUAAAAUUAGUGGUGCCUACUCUAAAGGUGAAGUAAAGAAUCAGAUCGAUUACCUAGAAAAUGAAAUUUCUAAUAAUAAAGGUUAUUUAAUAGGAGGCCAAUUCAGUGCCGCAGAUAUCCUUAUGUCGUUUCCUUUAAAGAUGGCCUUUCAACGUGGGUUUGCAGAAGAAAAAAACUAUCCUCAAAUUAAAAAAUGGCUUAAGACCAUAAUUAACGAGAAUUCGUAUAGUGUUACCAAAGAAAAGACUGCACAAUAUGAACCUAAAGACUAG
Maudiozyma barnettii is the source of this 696-nucleotide messenger RNA. It is a transcript of the gene GTT1, whose product is annotated as bifunctional glutathione transferase/peroxidase. Lineage: Eukaryota; Fungi; Ascomycota; Saccharomycetes; Saccharomycetales; Saccharomycetaceae. The transcript has a single exon. Bases 1 to 696 code for a protein of 231 amino acids. The record is from RefSeq and is a predicted model, not a curated record.